UGGCCCAAUUCCUGCCCUCCUGCGUAAUCUCUCCAAGCCUGUUCCUGCCCAGGUUCACUCAGCGUGUGGGUGAGAGGUGGUCACAGACACCAGGUUUCUAUCUGAUCUCUGUUCUGCAUCAAAAGUUCGUAUUUCGGAGAUGUGUCUUUGGGCUGCCUUAUAUGCCUCACUCAGACCUGUAUUUUGUCAGCUUACAACACUGGUUUUUUCCUACUAGGAUAAAAAGUUUCUGUCCUUCUUAUAUUAAUAAAUGCAGCGGUUUAAAUGCUUAACUCGAAAUGCAUCUAGUUUUGACUAUUGUUUUUAUUCUCUCACAGGUUACCUAUUGCAGGCAGCCCUGGGCACAACAGUGAUCCCGUUAUGUGGACCUGGUGAAAUGGAGAACUGCACCACAGCGCUCAUCCAGACAGAGAACAGCCCACGUGUGGCCCAAGUGGGGAUAACGAGAUGCAAGCCUGAAAUGAAGGACUACUGCUUCCAUGGGCAGUGCGUGUACAUCGUGGACUUGGAUGAGCACUACUGCAGGUGUGACGUGGGGUUCUCUGGAGUGCGGUGUGUGCACUCGGAGCUGGUCCGGCAGCCCCUCAGCAAGGAGUACGUGGCACUGACGGUUAUCGUGGUUCUGCUCUUCGUCGCCGCCAUCUCCCUUGCAAGCUACUACAUCUACAGGAGGUACCGAAACAAGAGGAGACAAACAAACGCCAGUGAAUACAAGGAAGUUGGUGCCCUAUAGGAGAAACGGUGACUUCCUGCAGUGUUCCGUUCAUCUGGAUGGACUCAGUGGCUUCCCACCUAUUUAAAUAUUAUUUUUAUUAAUAAUAUUUACUAUAUUUAUAACCUUAAAAAAAUUUCAAUUGUUCGGUGAUUCAAUCUGUAUAGGUCAAGCAUUUUAUUUGCAGUGUUUUAUUUUUUUAUUAAAUAAUAUUUCCUAAAGGAAACCCCACCUAAGUGGUUCUGUGGGAUAGAGAUAUAUUUUUAUAAAAACUCGUCUUCUUGCUCUGGAGAGAAGAAUUUUAUAUUUAUUCUUGUGAAUAUACUCAAAGCAAUUGUAUUCCUUGAAAUAAAAGUUUAGACAAAGUCAAAAUA
Pipra filicauda (Wire-tailed manakin) is the source of this 1086-nucleotide messenger RNA. It is a transcript of the gene EREG, whose product is annotated as epiregulin. The record is from RefSeq and is a predicted model, not a curated record. NCBI's taxonomy places the organism in Eukaryota, Metazoa, Chordata, Aves, Passeriformes, Pipridae. The coding region runs from base 251 to 733 and encodes 160 amino acids. Gene Ontology annotation, biological process: positive regulation of cell population proliferation; epidermal growth factor receptor signaling pathway; positive regulation of mitotic nuclear division. The transcript is spliced from 4 exons.